Molecule: messenger RNA, 765 nt
Organism: Schizosaccharomyces octosporus yFS286
Lineage: Eukaryota; Fungi; Ascomycota; Schizosaccharomycetes; Schizosaccharomycetales; Schizosaccharomycetaceae
Exons: 1
Coding region: 71-319 (82 amino acids)
Source: RefSeq, a predicted model, not a curated record
UAGCGGUGUCACUCAAAAGUAUUAGAAGACAGAAUUUGCCCUUUUGGUUUUCGGUACCAAUUCUGUUUGAAUGAAUUACAUAUUAUUAUUAAUUUCUUUUCAAUUUUUAGUAAGUUAUUUUAAUGGUUGCUUUUCUGGAAGUGGAAACAUGAAUUAUUCGAGUAAGACAACUUCGUCUCAUAUAACUAACUAUCAUGUUGCCAGAAAGAUGAGCAUAUAUAUUAAAGCUUGGAUUAUCUUUUUUCAACGAAUUGGCUUAAAACGAGCCAUUCUAUCGAGGUUUGCUUUUUCAUUCCUUUUUGUUGAGGAACUUAUAUGAGACGAAGGCUUCUCUGCAUUAUACUCUGAAGCGUAUUGGCAAUGAAACUAAACAUUAAAUCCAAAUUGAAACAAUGAAGAUUUAUAUACCGCGAAUACUUAAAUUAUGACUAACGCAAUUACAAUCGACUAGUUGGAUUCAAAAACUCAAUAUCGAGAGUUAAUAUAGAGAUUAAAGUGCCUUUCGCUUUUACGAAAACAUACACUAUUACUGACAUGGCUUUAAAUUUCUUUUUUGAGAUUGGUUUGUUAUAAUUUGAUUUAUUUUAUUUUUUUUUCUGAUAAUCCUGGUUUAUUUAUAAAAUAGUAAACAAACGAAAACCGCAAGCGCUACUAAUGGUUGCUACCCAUACGCAGGUUAACGAUUCUUCGGGUUAUACACGUUUUACAACAUAGCGAUAGUUUACGAAAUAUGUUAAUAAAUAUGUUGAGUAAAAUGAUGCGAAA